Molecule: messenger RNA, 553 nt
Organism: Ceratosolen solmsi marchali
Lineage: Eukaryota; Metazoa; Arthropoda; Insecta; Hymenoptera; Agaonidae
Exons: 3
Coding region: 120-440 (106 amino acids)
Source: RefSeq, a predicted model, not a curated record
AUUUAGUUAAUUUUUAUAAUUUAUCCUAUAAUUACUUGUUAUACGAUAUUGUUACUGUAAUCACUUAACUCUAAAUAUUAUCUUUAUUUAACCUAUGCGUAGAUUAUCUAUUAAUAAAAAUGGAAUCUGCUAUAGUGCAUUUAGAACAAAGUGUUGAAAAGGCUGAUGGAAAACUUGAUAUGAUUGCUUGGCAAAUAGAUGCUUUUGAGAAAGAAUUUCAAGAUUCUGAGUCAGAACCAAUAUCUGUAUUACAAUUAUUACGCUCAGUAACACAAGUAAAAGAAGAAUAUCAAGUGCUGCGUCAAGAUAUUCGUGAAGUUCUCCAGUUACAAAAGCAGCUUACAGAAUCUGUUAGAGCUCAGCUUCUACAAGUCCAUGGACAUUUUAAUAUAUUACGAAAUCGAAUUAUUGGUCAUAACAGAACACCACAAUUAAAGUAAAAAUAUAUUUUUGUCAGUUUUUAGAUUUUACAUUGUUAAGUUAUUUCUGCUAUUUUACUAAAAGUGUGAAAUAUAAAAUAUAUCGUACAAGUAAAAUAAAAUAUUAAUUUGUU